ACUAGGAAGCUCGGAUCGGCGUGGUGGAAAGAUGGUAGUCUGGUACUUGAUAUUUAUGAACUUGAUAUGACUGGACCUGGGGUUCCACCUUUACGAUGUGUAGCCGUAUUCCUAAACGAGAAGACUCAGACGGAGCCAGGGAACCACUGCUUGGGAAUUCGGGGUCCGUUUUUCAUGAGUCACCUGUAGAAGCAGAGGUUGUCACUGAAAGUGAAAGCAGCUUGUGUGAAUCUACGACAACAGCAUUUUCAUAUGAAGAUGCAAUCAAUGAAGCAGGUUUUGGAUUAUUUCAUGGAUGGUUACUGAUUGUCUGUGGUUGGGCUAAUGCAAGUGAUGCUAUUGAAAUACUCAGUGUGUCUUUCCUCCUUCCUGCUGCUCGUUGUGACCUGCAACUUACAUCAUCUGACAUGGGCUUCCUUAUAGCCAGCACCUUUUUAGGCAUGGCAAUUGGAGGUUAUGUUUGGGGAUAUCUGGCUGACAAAAAUGGACGUCAGAAAAUCCUGGCAUUCUCUUUGGCUAUAAAUGGAUUGUUUGCAGCAUUGUCCAGUUUGGCGACGACAUUUUGGCUAUUUCUACUAUUGAGGUUUAUCAGUGGUAUUGGAGUUGGCGGCUCUAUACCUGUCAUCUUCUCUUACUUCUCAGAGUUUCAGCCUCGUAAAAAGAGGGGAGUGAUGAUUAGCUGCUUAGCAACUUUUUGGAUGGUUGGAAACAUUCUUGUAGCAGGAUUGGCAUGGCUGGUUAUUCCUAGAACCUUUAUAAGAUUCCAGCUGGGGAAUUUGAACUUUGAGUCUUGGAGAGUAUUUGUGGGUCUCUGUUCUAUUCCUAGCCUAUCAUCUGGACUCCUUUUUGGUUUUGUUAUGCCAGAAAGUCCCAAGUACCUUAUGGAGGUUGGGAAUGAGACCGUAGCCAUCCAUGUAUUUCACAAGAUGUUUGUCUGUAAUCACAGAGGCAGCAUCAAGAAAUUUCCAAUAUGUAAACUAAACAUCAGUAACAAAAGAGCAGAAAAAUCAGCAGCAAAGGACAACCUGAAUGUAAAUACACUGUGUCAUAUAAUAAAACAGACCUUGGGUCCCUCAACAAAACUUUUUCGUGCUCCUUUGACAUCAAGAAGCAUCGUUUUGUUAAUUGUGUUUUUCUGCAUUUCAUUUGGAUAUUAUGGCCUGUGGAUGUGGUUACCAGAACUCUUUAAAAGGCAGGAUGAAGGAGACGUUUCCUGUUCAAUUACUUUUCACCAAACUGACACCCACCAAAUAAACAAUGAAAGCUGUUCUCCCCCAAAACGUACAGUGUUCACUGAAAGCCUUAUUAUAGCAGGUGCUAAUCUUCCUGGGAACAUAUUUUCAAUUUUCCUCAUGGAUGUGGUAGGAGGACGGAUACUCCUAGUUUUCAGUCUGCUCCUUUCAGGGCUCAGUGUGUUUUUUUUCUGGGCAGUGAAGACCAAAACACAGAGUCUAGUAAUGUCCUGCAUUUUUAGUGCCGUUUCUGUCGUUUCCUGGAAUGCCUUGGAUCUGAUUGGCACAGAGCUGUACCCUACACAACUCAGAUCCUGUGCCCUUGGCUUCUUUACUGGAGUUGGGAGGUUGGCAUCCAUUUUGGCAAACAUUGUUUUUGGACAGCUUGUGGACACCAACUGUGCAGUUACUCUUCUGCUGGUUGCAGCUAUGCUGUGCAUUGGGGGUCUGACUGCCAGCAAAUUACCUCAAACAAAACACGCUGAACUCAUGUGAGACUUGCUUAAGAGACAACUUCUACAUACAUUUUAG
Erpetoichthys calabaricus (reedfish) is the source of this 1763-nucleotide messenger RNA. RefSeq names its product synaptic vesicle glycoprotein 2 (gene sv2). Gene Ontology annotation, biological process: transmembrane transport. The record is from RefSeq and is a predicted model, not a curated record. Gene Ontology annotation, molecular function: transmembrane transporter activity. Gene Ontology annotation, cellular component: membrane. Bases 96 to 1727 code for a protein of 543 amino acids. The transcript has 13 exons. Lineage: Eukaryota; Metazoa; Chordata; Cladistia; Polypteriformes; Polypteridae.